This is a messenger RNA of Aegilops tauschii subsp. strangulata, 2196 nucleotides long. Its product is annotated as APETALA2-like protein 5. Gene Ontology annotation, biological process: regulation of DNA-templated transcription. Gene Ontology annotation, molecular function: DNA-binding transcription factor activity; DNA binding. Lineage: Eukaryota; Viridiplantae; Streptophyta; Magnoliopsida; Poales; Poaceae. The record is from RefSeq and is a predicted model, not a curated record.
UUUCCCUCCCUCACUCCGGGUGAGCUAGCUAUGUUGUGUUGGUGCAGCCGCAGAAGCCUUUGCUCUUCCACCACUCCAUCCAUCCAUUCCACCGGGAGGAGAGCAGGACCUCUCCUUCCUUUUCCCUCCUCCUCUGCGCUCCUAGGUUAGGAGGAGGGGCUUUUCAAAGGAGAGAGCAAAAGAGAAAGUCCUUGCAUACCCCAACAAGGCAACCCGCUGCUGCCUUUUUCUCCCUCUCCCCUCCCCUCCCCUCCCCCCUUCUCUCUCUCCACCCUCUCUGCUUUCUUGUUAUCUUCAGCCCAGCCAACGAGAGCAGAGCAGAGCCGAGCCGAGCAGAGAGAGGUGGACCGAAACAUCGGACAGCAAGCAGGGAGGGGAGCUAGCCAAGGAAGGACGGCGGGCAUGUGGGAUCUCAAUGACUCGCCGGCGGCCGACGCGCCGCCGCUGUCCCCGUCCGUCGACGACUCCGGCGCCUCCUCCUCGUCGGCCGCCGCGGUGGUCGAGAUACCCGACGACGCCGACGACGACUCCGCCGAGGCCGUCGUCACGCGCCAGUUCUUCCCCCCGGCCGCCCCGGGCGAGGGCGCCGCCGGCAACGGCCGCGCCGCGUGGCUCCGCCUGGCCGGCGCCCCCGCGCCCGCCGUGGCCGCCGCAGCAGCCGGAGGAGGAGGCGGAGGCCCCGCGGCGUCGGCGGCGGCCAAGAAGAGCCGGCGCGGGCCGCGGUCGCGCAGCUCGCAGUACCGCGGCGUCACCUUCUACCGCCGGACGGGGCGGUGGGAGUCGCACAUAUGGGAUUGCGGCAAGCAGGUCUAUCUGGGUGGAUUCGACACUGCUCAUGCGGCGGCUCGGGCGUACGAUCGGGCGGCGAUCAAGUUCCGCGGCAUGGAGGCCGACAUCAACUUCAGCCUGGAGGAUUACGACGACAUCAAGCAGAUGGGCAACCUGACCAAGGAGGAGUUCGUCCACGUGCUCCGGCGCCAGAGCACGGGGUUCCCCCGGGGCAGCUCCAAGUACAGGGGCGUCACCCUCCACAAGUGCGGCAGGUGGGAGGCGCGGAUGGGCCAGUUCCUCGGCAAGAAGUACGUCUACUUGGGGCUGUUCGACACCGAGGAGGAAGCCGCCAGGUCGUACGACCGCGCUGCCAUCAAGUGCAACGGCAAGGAUGCGGUGACAAACUUCGAUCCCAGCACCUACGCCGAGGAGUUCGAGCCCGCGGCUUCGACCGGCGACGCGGAGCAGAACCUGGACCUGUCGCUGGGGAGCUCGGGGGGCUCCAACAAGAGGGGCAGCCUCGACGGCGGCGGCGGCGGAGAAGACGACGGCGCGGCAGGGUCUGACCAGCGCGUCCCCAUGGCCUUCGAGCUCGACUGGCAGACGGCGGCGGCGGCGGCACGGAGCACCAAGGCCAAGUUCGACCAGAACUUGACGCAUCACCAGAUGCCCCCUCCGGCCCUGCAAGCCUCCCACAUGCCCUUCAGUCCCAGGCACCACCAAUUCAUGGGCAACGGCGAUCCGGGGACCGCGGGAGGCCUGUCGCUGACGGUCGGCGCCGCCGGCGGGGGCGGGCACUGGCCUCCGCCUCUGCACCACCAAUACCAGCCGCCGCCGCCGCCUCUGCAGCAGCAGCAGCAGCAGCAGCAGAGGCUGCACGGCUGGGGCAACGUCGUCCCCGGCACGAGCUGGCAGCCGCCUCAGCCGCCGCCGCACCACCAGGCGGGGCCGCCGCCGAACAACGCUGCCGCCGCCGCCGCAGCAGCUGCAGCAUCAUCACGAUUCCCACCCUACAUCGCCGCGCAGGCGCAGAGCUGGCUCCAGAAGAACGGCUUCCACUCCCUGGCCCGACCCACCUAGCUUGCCAGAGAGACCAUCAAGACCAGCUCCACCGCGCGCCGCGUUCAUCCAUCAUCCAUGGCGAAGAUCGACCGACAGGUGUGUGUGUGUGUGUGUUCCACUGAAGCAGGCGAGAUCACGGAGGAACCACAACCAUGCAUGCAUUACCACCACAACUGAACCGAAACCGAAACUGAAACUGGAUGCUAGUAUUCUUUUUCCAUUUCUUGUUAUUUUUUCUUGAUUGAGUGAGAUGGAUUUGAGAGGACGGAUGGAUGUGGUCAUGUAAAUGCGGAGUUCCCCAAGAAGACGAUCGAGAUUGGUUCUACUCUAGCUUCUAGUAGCUCUAGCUAGCUUUCAACUCAA